Molecule: messenger RNA, 3238 nt
Organism: Pygocentrus nattereri (red-bellied piranha)
Lineage: Eukaryota; Metazoa; Chordata; Actinopteri; Characiformes; Serrasalmidae
Gene: fbxo40.1
Product: F-box protein 40, tandem duplicate 1
Exons: 4
Coding region: 1149-3179 (676 amino acids)
Cellular component (GO): cytoplasm
Molecular function (GO): ubiquitin protein ligase activity; protein binding; zinc ion binding
Source: RefSeq, a predicted model, not a curated record
UUACCCAUCCUUUCAGAAUUGAGCUGUCUUAUCACAGAGGAAGCAUGGACAGAGACACAUGCAUUUUUUCAGACCUGAAGCAAAAGUGGUGCUUGAUUUUCUCCUCUCUCUUAAAGAUGAAAGCUUUAAAUACUUUUUAUCUGAUGGUGACAGUUGUAGUUCUCUACCAGGUCUUACACGGUUUUUAAGAGUCCCAUUUUCUCUUUAUCUUUUAAUUAUUUUUUUGAACUCACUUAUUUUCAUUUGACUCUCGCCCUCCUUAUACAAGUAGAUUAUCUCGUAUCUAAUCUCAAAGUAUCUCCAGAAAAAUAAACAACUUGCACUUAAUGGCCAUUUUGACAGGAAAUUACACACACACACACAAAGAGAACAUAAUGAGGACAGUUGUGCCAUUGUCCUUAGCUACAAUGAAAAGUAUGUAUGCUUAAGAUGUUAUUAAAAGGCUGUUUAUAAAAAAAUUAAUUAAAGGAUAAAGAAUUUAUUUUCAAGGUCAAAACACUGAACUACAAAUAUGUGUGUUGCAUUUACAUGAAGAACAAUGCUAGCUAAGUUUCCUUGCCAUUCAGUGAACAUUUCUACUAAAAAAUGUUUCUCUAUUACUCUUACUGCUACUAAUAUAACAAAAUGUAUUAAUAUAUUAUAAUGCAUAUUAAAAUACAUUACUGUUCUUGUAACCCUAAUGUGUUUGCUUCACCAUGUGUAAUGUUUCAGCUCUUCUGUUUCAGAGUGAUUAAGUCAAUGAAGAGAGAAGCACUUAGAACUAACAGCAGGUCACUCUCAGCAAUGUUUGAAAACACUGAUGCAACACUUCUCUCUGUAAUUCUGAGCCGCUGAUCAUUUUAGACCUGUAACCGGAUUCUGUGUUUCAGAGGUCACACUGUUCGUCCACCAUGUGUGCUUCUGUCUAUUUUUAACAUUCAGACAUGCUGCUGACAUUAGUACACUCAGCCUUAAAGUGACUAAGCUGAACACCAGCAAGGAGCUGUCCGCAUUGACACGGCCACAUGGGGGAGAAAAAGAUAAACAACAAGUCAUUUUCCUGUAUGAUGUUGAAUGCAGCUCACAGUGUGGUCAGAUUCACAUUUUGAUGUGAGGAAUCAUUUUCAGAUGAGAAUUCAAGCCCACGCCAUUCAUGCUGGUUUGUAGACAUGGUAAGACAAAAGACUCCAGCAUCCAAGUUGCACAUACACUGUGAGAGCUGCUACAGCCGGUGCUGCAGAGCUCCCAUUGAGAUCUCCGUGUCAUGCAUGAUCAUAAAGUGCCGCUUGCUCUGUGGCGCCACAUUUCACAUGUGCAAAGAGGAUGAACACAUGCUGCUGUGUCCUAACGAGAAGGUGCCCUGCCUCAAUGCCCACUACGGCUGCCCUUUCAUCAUGUGCCGUUCUGGGUUAACCAAGCACCUGGAAGUGUGUCCUGCUAGCGUGGUGUGCUGCUCAAUGGAGUGGAACCGCUGGCCCAUUGAAGAGGCUGAGCCUCCUGAGUUCUACCAGAACAUCUUAAAAGAGAAUUACACCCAGGAGCCACUGGACCUGUCCAUGGCUCUCCGGGACCAGAAGUAUCUCUUUCAGUCCCUUAAAAUGAAGGCUCUUUUUCCUGAGCUUGUCGAAAAGGCAGAGGAGGAACCUGGAGUCCAGGAACUGGAAGGAGCUGUUGGAGGGGUGUUGAAUGGUGUGGAGGAAGCCUCUACUUCUGAAGGUGCUGACUUAGUAGAUGCUGAAUUUCAGGAAAGGCCAUUAACCCAAGAAGAGAGAGAGGCAUUAGCAAGGGAUACUAAUGUCUCAGGUAUUGGAAAGUACCAUGCCUGGGAGAAAAUGUUCAGCAUGGAGCUAAGUGGUUGCAAGCACACCAUUAAAUCACUGGGUACAAACCCACCCUCCAAUGGUAAUGAGCUCAAACCCCAAACAAAUCCAAACAGGCUAGAGAUGUUACCGGAGGAAUUACACAACCACGCCAUGGAAUCCAGUAGACUUUUGGAAACACCACUUUUCAAUCCAUUCGAAAUGGAUGAGCGCAAAUUUUUGAUAGCAACAUCAUUGUUUGCUUGCGAUACUCGCCCAAAGAAGAAACUUAUAUAUGAGCAUCUGGAGCCCAUGAAGAUUAAAACAGUAAGGACGUUUAAGAUACCCACCAGCUUUAAUGCAAGACCAAGUUACAUUCGCAAUCCUGGUCGUUACAAAAGGGUUAGCAAAUCUGUCGACACGUCAGACCUGGGAAAUGACAUGAAUGAGACACCAAAAUGGGAUGAGGUUCAAGCAACCCUUUUGUGCUCUUUGGAAAAAGAACGAAGAGGACACCUGAUUGCAGAGGCCAGCUCUUCAGAUGCCCUCUUGAUGAGUGAGGGAACUCAGACUUAUGACUUUUACUCUGUUCCUUUCAAAGUAGAUGCCACUCUGGAAGACAUCACUGCAGAUAGGGAUUUGCAGCUUCAUGUCCAGAUUCAGACAGAGAGUGUCACCAACAAACACAAUAAAUCAAGCUCUGCAUUUACGUAUCUCUGCUGCCAUUCUUUCAGACGAGAUGAGUUUUCUUCUCACUUCAUGAAUGUUCACUCAGAUAUCCAAACCAAUUUGAAUGGCUGGUUUGAGCAGAGGUGUCCUCUGGCCUACCUGGGCUGCACCUUCAUCCAGAGACGGUUCCAGCCUUCCACACACAGAGCCACUGUCUCCUAUGAUAAAGAUCUCAGCACAUUUACCAUUAGACCCGAAGUGUCGUCCAUUCUUUAUGAAGGUGUGAGGAUGGUAUCCACAGAGAGGAAGCGAGCGCGAAACCUGGAUGCUCUGAGCAAGCUGCCUUUUGAGGUUCUAGUAUACAUUGCUGGGUUUCUAGACAGCUUCACUCUGUCUCAGCUUGCUCUUGUAUCCCGCCUUAUGAGAGAAGUCUGUGGCACACUGCUGCAAGAAAGGGGCAUGGUCUCAUUGAAGUGGGAAAAGAAGGUCUAUUCUCAUGGAAGAUGGUGCUGGAGAAGUAGACAAAAGGUCUGGAGGUUCAGCAACUUGUUCUCGUCUGUGGAUAAGUGGUGCUUCGAUGAGUUUCCUCCAAUGUCUGAGCAUCUUAAGGUCUGCCCUUAUUAUGAGAUGGAGAACAGAACAGAACCUGUACGUCUAACUUCUGUCCAGGAAUGGCAUAAAACAGAAAAGAAAACUCAUAGUCUUGUUUCCAUGUUUUUAAAAAAUAAGUAGGAUUUGCAUUGCUCCUGUUUACUCAUAACUCCUGCUAUUAAACUCAUGAUGUAACAAUG